Paramacrobiotus metropolitanus is the source of this 1691-nucleotide messenger RNA. Its product is annotated as decapping and exoribonuclease protein-like. The transcript has 6 exons. Lineage: Eukaryota; Metazoa; Tardigrada; Eutardigrada; Parachela; Macrobiotidae. The coding region runs from base 131 to 1297 and encodes 388 amino acids. Gene Ontology annotation, biological process: NAD-cap decapping; nuclear-transcribed mRNA catabolic process. Gene Ontology annotation, molecular function: mRNA 5'-diphosphatase activity. Gene Ontology annotation, cellular component: nucleus; cytosol. The record is from RefSeq and is a predicted model, not a curated record.
UUUCUUUUCGCCGUCGCAUGCUGUGAGACACUCGACAGCGAGUUUUUGUGACUUAUGUGAUGAAUCUGUCAAUUAGUUUCGUUUUCCCAGAAUAAACAGUCAUUUGGCUCAAAUUUUCAACUGAUAAAACAUGACAUCCCUUCAAGUUUGCUCGCACUUCUCGCUGCCGAUCACUUCGAACAGUGCUGACCGUCGUUCCUUGUCCAGCCUGGGCUUGGCGCCCCAGCUGAAGGAUCUCCAAGAAAUCGGUGCUUUCUCGUUAACUGGUCCCCUGCCGAACACAUUCCGUCGCAAGUAUCAUGACGAUCGCAGUGGACUGCGGGCAUUGCGGCGAAAGGGACCGGGACGCACUGUCAAAAACCUGUGCAUUGAUCUGAAUGUGGGCGCAGACCAGUUCCAGCCGCGACCGGAUCCUGACGAUCCCGAAACCAACGAGCAUUUGGACCAGCUGCUUACGUGGAUUAUGAAGCAUCCGGAGAAGUUCGACAGAAUUCGAUCAAAGGUGAACAUUGUCUGCAUGCGGAAACGGCUGUACGAAAUCAUGGUUACGCCAUAUGAGCGGAUGAAGGGUUGGGUCAUCUCGGCAUGCCGGAUUGAUGGGAUCAUUUAUUUGACCAAUUUCGAAACCGAAGAGGCCCGCAGUGAACGGUUGGGAAUGCACUCCGAUGCGUACAAAGCGUCGCAGUAUUGGGGGUACAAAUUUGAGCAGUUCAUGACCAACGACGAGAAAACCGCUGCAACAAUCCCACCGAAUCCUUACGAUGGAUUUUUAAGCAUUAUUUCCAGCAAACUUGGCAGUACUGGGAUGUUGUAUGCCGCGGAAAUCGAUUGUUAUGAUGCUGCAAAGCAGUCGAAGGGACCGUCCAGCUAUGUGGAAUGCAAGACGUCGCGUGGACUAACCGAUGCUGAUGGCCUGUCGAAAUUCUUGAAUGGGAAAUUUCGACGCUGGUGGGCGCAGAGCUAUAUCGGAGGUGUGCCGCUGAUCUGUAUUGGCUUCCGUAACGACGACGGCAUUGUCACCUAUACUGAUGAAAUGCCCACGGAUAUUGCCAAUUACAACACUUUGUACACGAAUAAACGCAUUAACUGGUCGCCAUCGGUCUGCGUGAAAUUUCUUUCCGAUUUCUUGGCACAUGUUCGUGACGUCGUUGUGGAGGAUCACACCAAAACGAUUUACAAAUUUGAAUGGAAUGUUGGUUGGAACAGUGUAAAGAUGCAAGCGUACGACGCGGAAACAUGCAGCUAUAAAUUCAUUCCGGAAUGGUUUACCAACCGACAGAUCUCGAAGGAUGACUGAGCGGCUUUCAAGCGUUUUGCAACUUUUGUUUAGGUCAGUUUUCAAUGCCCGCACUCGCACAUGUUUUAGUUUACAGAGUUUUUAUACAUAUAGAUCAUACUGAUCCAACACUUAUUUGAUGCACUAAUGUGAUAAUUUUUAAAUUGUAUCACUUGAAAUUUUGCAAGCUAGGAAUGGUAAAACUUGAGUUUAUAAGUAGAUCAAGCGAAGCGAAACAAUGAAAUGUUCUUCAGUCUCUUAGCGGAAAAGACAUUAAAAUUCACCGUUACUGUUUCGGAACAAAUUUUCUUUCUCUAAAUAACGGAAACUAGAACUCAAAAAAAUAAAAAAAACAUGGAAAAAGCGGUAAAUAAACUGGCAGAUUUAAAAGAUCAUAGCCACUCCGUUGCGCCAG